AUUGCCAUAUUCUACCGAUUAUUGAUUAGUUUUGUUUCAGCGCAAGCCCUCGACAAGAACACAUGGGUGUACGACGUUACUGGCCUGCUUCAGCAUUGUGUUGCUGUUCUUCGUCUUUGUCAUCAGCUGACAGAUCAGUUGGCUGCUGUACCAUUACAGCAUGCUUCACCCCAACUGAACCAUAUGCUGUGUCAGGCAACUCUACGUGUGAUGCCGCGAUUUGAUGAUUUAUUGAGCGCUGUCGCUAGCCCUGCUGUCGAUAUUCGUGUCCUCGAGGCCCGUGCGACGGCGCUCGCUACCGUAUGCUGGGCAUUGUAUCUGCCGUUCUCGCUCAUUAGUCAAAAGUACAGAGAGGCGAUGGGAGAGCCGUUACAACAGAUGGAUCUCCAUCUAGAUGCUUUACGCCAUGCCGCAGAAAUAGCUGAACGUGCCAACCUUGGGAAGGUAGGUGGUUUUUGCGAAACAGUCAAACGAAUUGUCCUUGUUUUUCUGCGUGGUCUGGAUACAAGUGACGGUAGUGGUCGAAAUAACUCUCCAUCACUUGUCCAUAACAAGUAUUAG
Ostertagia ostertagi is the source of this 561-nucleotide messenger RNA. The record is from the annotation of a GenBank genome assembly. NCBI's taxonomy places the organism in Eukaryota, Metazoa, Nematoda, Chromadorea, Rhabditida, Trichostrongylidae.